UCUAUUGUGAAGCAGUUCAGUUGCUGUGAGCGACUGUAAAGGGUUUAAUCUGGGCAGGAAACGGGUCUGUCCCGGGUCUCAAACGGAUUCUGUCCAUCAACUGAAGGACAGUUUCCUGGUGCAGUGCUGCCAAAUAUCCUGCAGAGGGCAGUAUUGAUCGACUGGUUUUGAUGAAGGCAGAAAGUAUGUGAAGGCAGCAGCAUGGAUCAGUGGGAGGACAAGAGAGUUCCUCUGCUCCGGGAACAGAAGAGAGGACGAGGAGUUCAGAGCAUUCAGCUUCAAACACGUGAUGAUGUGACGUCUGAGGACCCUGAUGACUUCAGGGAAGUGAUGACCUCCGGGAUUGACAAAGAUAUUGAGGUAAAGAGGUGGUUGAAGCGCACUUUGGAGAAUUUGGGCUCCAAGGGGCUGGAGGAAUUCCAGUGGUACCUGGUGAAUGCAGAUGAAUCAGAAGAUGGUUUCAAACCGAUCCCACUGUGUCGUCUGGAGCAUGCGGGCAGAUUGGACACAGUAGAUCUGAUGGUGCAGAGAUUCUCCUCAAAGACCAGAGAGGUGGCCAAGACGGUUUUAAAGAAUAUGAAAAGUGAUAAAGCAGAAAAAUCCUUGCCGGAACCUUUUUUCCAGGAAGAUCCAAACUUUCCAGCUGGUGCAACAGGUACCUUCGAUGUGGGUCUCUGUGGAAAUGAGAAGAAGCAACCAAGAAAUAUUUCUGAAGAAAACAAAAAGACACAAAGAGAAGAGUUUGAAGACAUACUCAGCAGACUUCACCUUCUGGACAGAUAUCAACACAAGUUUUCACCAGCAGAUCUUGCUAAAAUAUGUCCAUCUGUGAAACAGAGCAAUGACACAUGUGAGAAAGAUCUGGCCCAAACUUUCCUUCAGAAGUUGAUGAUGUUAGAUUACAGAGCCAGAUACAUCUCUGUACGGAAAAACAGUUCUAAGGUGAACCGGUCCGAGUCUCUUCAGGUUUCUGACAGUGAUGAUACAGAUGACAGUGACUUAGAUGCUUUGUUUAGCACCGUUGUCAUAGAUCAGUCAAAACAGUCUCAUGUACAUCCAAUGGAUGUUCAGAUGGCAGUAUUUCACUGUUCGGACAGCUUCCUUAGGCAGAACAUGAUCACAAAGUUGUCUCAGUGCCAGUACGCUCUACCUUUACUUGUUCCUGACCCUGCUGGAUCAGAUAUUGAGUGUCCCCUGUGGGCCUUCAGACAAAUAAAUAAAACAUGGAAGAUCAGAGAUGAUUCAAACACUGUCAUCAUGAAGAGCAUGCCAAUCUGCAAAGCCAACAUUCCCAUGGUGACAUUUCUCCGUCUGGGUUCAUUGUCUCAGUCUAAAUCUCAGCUCAUGAACAGGCUAAUCAAUGAACGUCACAACAUGUUCUUCCAUCGAAACUGUCCAGGCAGCACCAAAACUCGUCAUCUGAUGGACGGUGUAGCAGAGAUUGCUUGGUACUGUCCUGCUGGAAGACCAGAUGAUUCCUUCACAGACUGCAUUGCUUUCUGUAAUCUUCAUGGAGAUUCUCUAUCGAUUGACAAACAACGUAAAAUACUGAUCAAAAUAUCUUCAGUUAUUGUUGUUCUUGUGCCAAAUCUGAAAAAAAAACAAGAAAGUAGUGCAGUCAUGUCGACUCUUUACAAGUCUGAAAAACCUCUAGUUGUCCUUGUUGCUGAUGAUGACUUUAAUGCAACUGAGAUGAAACCACAAAAAUACAAACUGGGCCUGAAAGACAGAAACCAGUCUGAUGUUUGUGAAGAGCUGAAACAGAUUAUUGGAAAGGUUCUGUCUGGACUUCAUACAUCCUUCCAGCUUGAAUCAAUAGCUGAGGUCUCUGGAGUCAGAGUGGAUGAAAAUGACCCAGUCUGCCAAGAAGGGAAAUCUGCUGCCAUGGAAAUAUCAAAGCUGAUUCAGGGGAUGGAUGUUUCCUGGAUCAAACAUUAUCUUCUUCCAUGUCAAGGCCAGCUUUGGCAUGAGUGGUCCAGAAUAAACAAAGAACUGUAUCACAAAGGAACCACUGAGGAAGAAAAGAGCCAGAAGGAAAAGCGUCUGAUGAAGCUGCGGGAGGAACAACGUGCUGUUUCCUGUAGAAAACUGAUGAAACCAAUCACUAAAAGCCUCAUGGGUUUGGCACCAGAAGUCAACGCUUUUUACCUUAAAUGGACUCAGAUCCAAUUAGAUGCCCUUUCCACAGAUGAUCUAUCUUUAAUUCUCCAAGAAUAUGAUCAAAAGUGGUCCGAGGUCCUGGCUUUAAAAAACAAGCAUGACAAGUCUGCUUUGUUAAAGGAAAAGCAAACUGAGCUUGAACAGUUGUCAAAAAAGCUUCAAUCAGCAACGUUUGGUUUGGAGCACAUCUUCAGAGAGAUGGGACAGAUCUAUGAAGCCCACGCAUCUCAGGAGAAACAAACACGGAGGUCAAAGACUGAGUGGGAUAAAUACCCUGCACUGGCGGCAGAUCUGAUGAUAUCAGGACACCCGAUGGAGCUGAUGGAUGGAGAUGCAGGUCACGUGCCUUUAACGUGGAUCUCUAGUGUUUUACAAGAAGUCAUCUACAAACUGGGAGACCAGAGAGUUUUCGUCUUGUCAGUUUUGGGGGUACAAAGCAGUGGAAAGUCAACAAUGCUGAAUGCCAUGUUUGGGUUGCAGUUUGCAGUGAGUGCUUGCAGGGGCACCAGGGGUGCCCACAUGCAGCUGGUCAGACUGUCAGAGGAAAUCAAGGAAGACUUCAAGUUUGACUACAUUCUAGUUGUGUACACUGAAGGACUUCGUGCUCCUGAGCUGGAAGGUUACACAUCUCUUAAACACGACAAUGAACUGGCAGCGUUUGUUGUUGGUCUGGGAAACUUGACACUGAUCAACAUCUUUGGUGAGAAUCCAGCUGAGAUGCAAGAUGUCCUGCAGAUUGUUGUUCAGGCUUUCAUGAGGAUGAAGAAAGUGAACCUUUCUCCAAGUUGUGUGUUUGUUCACCAGAAUGUUACAAGUAUUGCAGCUGCAGAGAAAAACAUGGACGGAAGGAGACGGUUGCAAGAAAAACUGGACAAGAUGGUUCAACUAGCUGCCAAAGAGGAAGUGUGUGAUGCUGAGUGCUUCAACGAUGUCAUUGAAUUUGAUAUUCAAAAAGAUGUGACAUACUUUGCCCAGCUGUGGGAGGGAAGUCCACCAAUGGCUCCUGUAAAUCCAGGUUACAGUGAGAGUGUCCAAGAACUGAAGAACCUCAUCCUGUCCAAAGCUUCAGCGUCUGCUGGGAUCACUCUCUCACGUUUCAGCAGCAAAGUCAAGGACCUGUGGACCGCCCUGAUGAACGAACACUUUGUGUUUUAUUUCAAAAAUACACUAGAAAUUGCAGCAUACAGAAGACUUGAGGUCCAGUAUGGGAACUGGACCUGGGACCUGAGGACCGAGAUGCUCACCAUUGAGAAUCAGAUUUAUCCCAAAAUUAAAAAGGGACAAAUAGACAAGGUUGAACUCAGUUAUCUUUCUAAAGAAAUGAGCAAAAGAUUUGGUGAAAUAACAAAAAACAUGGCUGUCUUCUUUGACAACGAUACAGACAAAGAAAUCUUGGCUCAGUGGCGAGUCGGAUUUGAAAUCAAAAUAAAGGAGUUUCAUGACGAGCAUGUGAGUGGAGUCAAAAGAAAACUGGAUGAAGUUAUCCAGCAGAAUAAAACUCGGAAGAAUCUUGAUGAGAAAACAAGAGAAUAUGAGAGCAAGCUGCUGCAGAAGAGCAGAGAGCUCGCUCACUGGUUGAAAGACAAGGCAAGAGAUGAAAAAGAACUGAAACAACAGUUUGACUCAGUUUGGGGAGGCUGGGUAACUGAAUUUACUAAAGGUACAAAACCCAUUGAGGACAUCAACUUGGAAGAAGAUCCGAAACAUGUUCUUCUGGAUCUUGGAUUUGAAUGGUCCAUCAUUGAUGAGUCAAAAAAGAGUGGGAGAUAUAAAAAGCUGUCAGAAGCUAUGAAUUACUGUGAUUACAUAACCCACAAGAAAUCCCAAAGGACAAAAACACCCAGUUUUUACCCAAGCCAAGUAAACAUGUAUACAAAGUUUUGGAAUGUCUUCCCAACAGAACCAAAAGUAGGGUUUGAAGAACAGCAACUGAUCAGAUAUCUCGUUAAUGAUGUUGAACAGAAGUCCCUGGAGUACAUUCAGAGUAAGCCUGUAGCAACUCAAGGCUAUAGUUCAGCUUAUCUGCACAAAAUGGCUCAUUCUGUUAAACAGGCAGUCACAGAAUUUAAUGCAGAGAAGAAAUUUUCACUUCAGAAGGAGUUUACAGUGGAUCUGUCUCUGUAUGUCUUUGACAAGGCAGAAAGCUGGAUUUUAAAAUCCCAUAAGGCAUACAAAGAGAAAAAUGAUGCUCUGACCUAUUUGGACACCAAGAAAAAUGGAUAUUACAACAUUUUCAGGAGCUACUGCAGAGGAAACCCAUCUGCUGUGGUGUUUGCUGAACUGAUCUGUGAAAGACUGAAGGUUUCUGCUGUUGAGGCCGUCUGUAACACGACUAACAUCCAUCUUGCUGGCGAUAUGAGAUAUAACUUCCCAGCAUUCAAUGGAAACAGGCUGACCCUGGAGAAAUAUGUGUUGAAGUCACUAGCAGAGAAAGAAGACUUCAGUAAGUUCAUCACCUACAUCACAAAUGCAAGGAAACAAGUGGAGGAAUUCAUAAAAGAAGAAGUAAAGAAAUACAUCUUCAUAGAGCACAAAGAUGAAUCCCUGAAAAAACUCCAGAAGAAUGUGGAUGACAUUGAUAAACUUGUCAGUCAAGCUUCAUUUGAAGCAACAUACCAAGUCAAGACCAAGAAAGGAGACAUAGAAAUGUGGGUGGAGGAAUUUUCCGGAUUACUGGGCAAUACACUGACACUUGAUACCAUCAGUUGUCAAAACUUCAGUGACAUAAACAAUUUUGACUUUCUUAAAGAAGAGAUUGAGCGAGGUCUUAAAUCCAUCAAGGAGAUGAAGCGCCUCUCUCUGGACGACGUGACAAAGUUCAGACUGAAACCUGAUGAAAUCCUCAUUGAACAGCUGUGUAACGGCUGCUGGGAACGUUGUCCCUUCUGUGGAACUGUUUGCACCAACACAGUCGCAGACCACAUUAGGGACAAAGAAAAGGACAAACAUAGUGCACUUUUUCAUCAACCAAGUGGAGUUCAGGGCCAACAUAUAAAAGGCACAGUGGAUCUGGUCAUUGAUUUCUGCACCACUUUAGUGGUGAGUGACGGAAGUUUCUACCCCAGUCAUGAUUCAGAAGAGACUGUUCCUUAUAAACGGUAUCAAACUGCAGGGGGGAAGUAUGCAUCAUGGAGGAUUACUGCUGAUGAAUCCAAGCUGGCCUACUGGAAAUGGUUUGUGUGUCGCUUUCAGGAGGACCUGGAAGAUCACUAUAAGAUGAAAUUCCAGGGUCAUGGAGAAAUUCCUUGUGAAUGGAGGAACUGCAGUAAAGAGGAAGCUAUUGAAAGUCUUGAUGAAAUGUUCAGAUUGUGAGGAAACUGCACGUGUGAUUAAAAAAGAAGAAAAUGGAUCUAAUUCAAGCCUUUCACCUUUAAACUUCUUAGAUCUGUCUGCUUAGACUGAAUAAUCACAAAUACUUAAGAUGAAGCAUCUCCAAAGAAAACAGCAGUUAUUUACUUACAGGAAAAUCAAUGUUAGCCAUGACUUUUUUUCUUUAUCCUGUUUUGUCUUUUAACUUUAUUUCAAAAUGAAAAUGUGAUCAAGCAUGGCAUUUAGAUUGUAGGUUUGUUGUGGAUGGAAAUAAAUAAUGAAAUAAUGAAAUACUUAACAAAUGUUGAAAAUGUCUCUGAAUUACUUUAUUUGACAGAAAUCAUAUCAGCUAAAAUAACUGUCAGAUUUUACGUCAUGUUUCUAGUUGCAUCUGUCUGAUGACAUGAAUUCAGAAAAGAUCACAUUUAUUUGAAUUGAUGGUUAUUAUCAGCGUAAUUAAAGAAAACGUGAUUGAGCUGCAACAAGUUUUUUUCAUGUUUAUAAAUUUUCCAUGUUUCCAGUUUGUAUUUUUGUUUUUAAACACAUUUUCCAACUGAGUUUUAACAUUUGGAUAUUAAAAAAUGAUUAAUGUUCUCAAGUUAUUGUUAUAUUCAGUUAUCCAGUUGUUCCUUUAAAAUGUUAUAUUUCCUUUGUCUCAUUAAACUCUUAUGAACAUCCAAAGAAAUGUGAAUCUUUGUUUAAAUACACAAACUGUGAAAAGAAUAUUUGACAAACACUUUAUAAUCAGAAUACAGCAUCAAGUCAGGAACUGGGAUAUUGAUCUGAUCAGAUUCAGCUGGUUUGGUGAUAUCAAAGAGGGACUGGUUUCACAGCUGGAGAUGACCCACAGUUUUUAAUCAAUUCAUUUCUGUAUAUCCUUGACGUCAAAUAAAACCCUUC
Cololabis saira (Pacific saury) is the source of this 6369-nucleotide messenger RNA. RefSeq names its product interferon-induced very large GTPase 1-like. The coding region runs from base 202 to 5472 and encodes 1756 amino acids. Lineage: Eukaryota; Metazoa; Chordata; Actinopteri; Beloniformes; Belonidae. The record is from RefSeq and is a predicted model, not a curated record. Gene Ontology annotation, molecular function: GTP binding. The transcript is spliced from 8 exons.